Molecule: messenger RNA, 2870 nt
Organism: Limanda limanda (common dab)
Lineage: Eukaryota; Metazoa; Chordata; Actinopteri; Pleuronectiformes; Pleuronectidae
Gene: srp72
Product: signal recognition particle 72
Exons: 19
Coding region: 11-2023 (670 amino acids)
Biological process (GO): SRP-dependent cotranslational protein targeting to membrane
Cellular component (GO): signal recognition particle, endoplasmic reticulum targeting
Molecular function (GO): 7S RNA binding; ribosome binding; protein binding
Source: RefSeq, a predicted model, not a curated record
ACGGGCCAAGAUGGCGAGCGGAGGAGUGUCCGUGGCUUCGCUGUGGACCGAAGUGAACCGCUGCGGGCAGAAUGGAGACUACACCCGGGCCCUGAAGGCUCUGACAAAAAUUUUGCAGGAUAACAGGGAAGAUGUGACGGCUCUUCAGUGUAAAAUCGUUUGCCUUACUCAGAACGGCAGCUUCAAAGAGGCUCUGAAUGUCAUGAACACUCACACAAAGAUGCUCGGCAGUGAGGUGGUGUUUGAGAAGGCGUACUGCGAGUACCGGCUGAACCGAGUGGAAAACGCCUUGAAGACCAUUGAAAAUGCUCCGGAACAAACUGACAAGCUGAAGGAGCUUUAUGGUCAAGUGUUGUACAGACUGGAGCGCUACAACGAUUGCAAGUCCGUCUACACAGAUCUGAUCAGGAACUCCCAGGAUGAGUACGAGGAGGAGAGGAAGACCAACCUGGCUGCUGUUCUGGCUGCAAUGAGUCAGUGGGAGAAGGCCCCUCUGGAAGAUCUCGGUCUCCCAGAGUCGACCUAUGAGCUGUGUUACAACACUGCCUGCGCUCUGAUUGGCCAAGGACAGCUGGUGGAGGCUUUUAAUAAAUUACAACAGGCAGAAGAGCUUUGCAGAGUCUCGCUGGCAGAUGAUUCUGAUGUAACUGAAGAGGACAUUGAGUCGGAGUUGGCCGUCAUUCAUUCUCAGAUGGCUUACAUCAUUCAGUUACAAGGUCGGACAGAUGAGGCGCUGCAGCUCUACAACCAGGUCAUCAAGCUCAAACCGUCAGACGUGGGGCUGCUCGCUGUGACUGCCAACAAUAUUAUCACGAUAAACAAGGACCAAAACGUGUUCGACUCGAAGAAGAAGGUGAAACUCACCAACACUGAGGGGGUCGAGUACAAGUUGGCGAAGAAGCAGCUCCAGGCCAUCGACUUCAACAAAGCUCUGCUGGCCAUGUACACAAAUCAGGCCGACCAGUGCAGGAAGCUCUCCUCCAAUCUCCAGUCUCAGAACCCAGGUCACCCUCGACCGGUCCUCAUCCAGGUCGCUCAGCUGUGCAGAGAGAAGCAGCACAGCCGAGCCAUCGAGCUGCUCCAGCAAUUCUCUGAUCAGCAUCCAGAGAGUGCAUCUGGCAUCAAACUGACAAUGGCACAACUAUAUUUAGUACAAGGUCAUGUGACAAAAGCCUGCGAUGUCCUGAGGUCCAUUGAAGAGUUCAAGCACAAAUCAGGGAUGAUUUCAGCUCUAGUCACGAUGUACUCCCAUGAAGAAGACAUCGACAGCGCUAUUGACGUCUUCAAACAAGCAAUUGAGCAUUUCCAGUCUGAACAGCCGGGAUCUGCUUCCCACUUGGCUCUCGUACGAGAAGCUGCCAACUUCAAACUGAAGUACGGACGGAAGAAAGAAGCCAUUAGUGAUCUGGAGCAGCUGUGGAACCAGAACACCAAGGACAUCCACACGUUGGCACAACUCAUCUCAGCUUAUUCCCUGGUGGACACAGACAAAGCCAAAUCCCUUAGCAAACACCUUCCCUCCGCCGAGGCCAUGUCUCUCAACGUGGACGUGGACGAGCUGGAAAACUCACACGGGGCCACGUAUGUCAGGAAAAAAGCCGCUAAAGCUCCGGGAGAAAAUCUUCUUAAAGAACAAGGCCAAGCUGAGAUCAAGAAAAAGAGGAAGAAGAAGAAAGGCAAACUACCCAAGAACUGCGACCCUAAAGCAACCCCCGACCUCGAGAGGUGGAUGCCCAUGAGGGAGCGCACCUACUACAGAGGCAAGAAGAAGGGAAAGAAGAAGGAGCAGAUCGGAAAGGGAACACAGGGAGCGACGGCAGGAGCUUCAGCCGAGCUGGACGCCAGUAAGACGGCCACCAGCCCCCCCACCUCCCCCAGACCAGGGUCUGCGUCCGGCUCCACCUCAGCCGCCGCCGCCGCCAGCAACGUGGUCCCGCCGCGGCAGCAGAAACCUGCCGCCCCGGGGGCCACACGCAAGAAGGCACCACAGAAGAAGAAGAAGAGCGGGAAAGGAGGCUGGUAGAAGGAAGGAAGAGAGAGCCACGGGAUAUAUCGACCUCCGUGUGGCCGACAAAUCACCAAGAGAUCAUAAACUCUCUUUUUUUUAAUGUUUCAACUUUCAUUUAAGUUUUGUUGUUGCCGUUCAUUUAAAUGUCUCAAACCAAAACUUCCCCUUUUUCACUGAAUGUUUAAAGGACAGCGUCUCUAAAAUGAACUUUUAGUUGCUCUUCAAAAGCGGAGAUUUCUCUCAAGUUCAUGAACUUUGAGGUGAGACGAGAAUGAUUAAAAGAAAACCUCCUCAGUCUGUUUCCUCAAGUUUUCCUCCUCUGGAGAAGUCUGAUAUGAAGCCGGCUCCUCCAACCGAGCUUGAAUAUUUUUUAUAUCAAAUCAUGCAUCUUUCUCCCCUUUAACAUGUUUCACAGACGCGUCUUCCACAUGUGAGGUUGCUGUUUGCAAUCAGCCACAAUGUUGAACGUGUGCAUUUACAUCCAAUAAUUAAAACAAGAAACUGGAAAACACGGAUGAGUUUAAGGACCUUUUUUGGAAAUACGCUGCUUUUACGAUGUAACUUGAAGUUCUGAUUUGGGAGAAUUGUCUUUUAAUAUUUUGUGGUCGGACGUCACACUCUGCCUCAUCUCUGAAAUUGUCCCUUUACUUUCAGUCGACCAUCGACCUCUGAGCAUUGGAUGAAAUGUUAAAGAGUAUUUAUUUUUUGAAUUCCUGUGUUGGUCUUAAUUCAAGCGAGAGAGAAUUUUAACUCUUGAGUUUAAUUCUGUCGAAUGCAUGUUUUAGGAAAUGAGGAAGGAGACUAUUUUGGCCAAACAGGUUUCCAGUUUUGUUAAAUCUUAAUAAAACUAUUAACAGCAACA